AAUGUCAGGCAAAAAACUUGUGGAAAUAAUUGAUAAACAAAGACGCAAGGAAGAUGAUGAAACUUGGACGGUACAUCCAACGCCAGGAAUUUGUGUUAAAUUUAAAAAGGACUCUGAACCCAAUCUUAAACGUUCUCUCAUUACAAAUGAAGAUAUGGGAAAUCCAACUUCCUCAAAUAAAUUUUUUAUAAAUUUGGCUCAUUGCAUAGAAAUACCUUCACCUCGAAAAGAAUUAUGGAAAGAUGAAGAAAUAAUUGCCAAAAUGAUGGAAAAUAAUAAAAAUUCUUUUAAAAUCCCCAUGUGUGUUGGGGAAGUGGAAAAUGUGGAGGAUCAUAAUGGAAAUAUUUCUACAAAGGUUGAUGUAAUUGUUAAUUCUGAAUUUUUUGAAAAGUGUAUUGACAACUCUGAAUUUUUUAGGCAAAUAACUCUUGCUGCAAUUUGCGAAAAAAUUAAGCAAAAUUAUUCAAUAAAUAUAAACUUGUCCAACCAAAUAAUUUUACGAAAUAAAAAAUAUAUUGGAGAAUUAAAUAUUAGACAAAUACAAAAACGCCCUUUAAAUUCAAUAUUAGACGACAAUAAUUCAAAAACAAAAAAUAAAAUUUUAAUAAAAGAAGAAAAUUUAACAAAUAAUGAAUUAAUUGAUAUUGACGAUAUUGAAGAGACUAGACCCAAAAAACCGAGAAAUUUUAAAGUACAAAUUUUAAAUGGAGAAUUUAUGGACAUUAAAAUUAAAGUGAAGGAUAAUGAUAGACAACUUGUUCGUGAAAAGGAAAGAAUCACCUUAAAAAUGAACGAUGAUCGGGUUGUGGCUUUGUUAGACUCAUCUAGCGUAAUUGCCGACUUUUUCCUUCCUUUUCUAAUUGAAAUUGAUGAAACUACAAAUUGUGAAUUUGAUUCAAACUCGUCUACAAUAUUUAUUAAAUGUAAAAUUAAUUUUGAUUGUGAAAAAGAAAUGUAA
Meloidogyne enterolobii is the source of this 958-nucleotide messenger RNA. Lineage: Eukaryota; Metazoa; Nematoda; Chromadorea; Rhabditida; Meloidogynidae. The record is from the annotation of a GenBank genome assembly.